UCCUCGCAACAAUAAACAAAACAGACCCAUGUGGUAGCCCAGCUGGCCAGCUGGGGAAAGGGUUGCAAGCUUACAGUGUCCUUAGUUUACAGUGUUUCUUCAGCUGGAGCAACAUGCGGACAGCCACUGUGGAGGAGCUGCGGAUUUUGCAGGGAAAGCCACGAAAUGUGCGCAAUGUUUGUGUGCUGGCUCACGUGGACCACGGCAAAACGACUCUCGUUGACUCGCUGGUCGCCAGCAAUGGAAUUAUCUCAGCCGCUAUGGCAGGAAAACACAGAUACAUGGACAGUCGGUCAGACGAACAGGAACGGGGCAUCACCAUGAAGAGCAGUGCCAUUGCUUUAAAACAUACCUAUGAGGGUGAGGAUAUGUUGAUCAAUGUGAUCGAUUCCCCUGGACAUGUGGACUUCUCCAGCGAAGUGUCCACUGCAGUUCGACUAUGUGACGGAGCCAUCGUCGUAGUUGAUGUUGUCGAAGGAGUGUGCCCCCAAACCAAAGUGUGCAUCCAGCAAGCGUGGACCGAGAACCUUAAACCUGUGCUGGUACUCAACAAAAUCGACAGACUCAUAUAUGAAAUGAAACUACAGCCUCUUGAUGCCUACGUUCAUUUGACACAAGUUCUUGAACAGGUGAAUGCUGUAAUGGGUGAAUUGUUUGCCUCUGAGGCGAUUUCCAAGGGUACGGAUACCUGGACAUCUGGAUUAGAAGCAGCAGAUGAUUCCCAGCUUUACUUCAGUCCAGAACAGGGAAAUGUUGUAUUCGCCAGUGCUGUUGAUGGGUGGGCUUUCAACGUCAGUUACUUUGCAAAAAUGUUUGCACCAAAAAUGAAUUUAGAUCCGGUCGAGGUACGGAAGUUUGUGUGGGGAGACUUUUAUAUCAAGGGGAACAAAAUAGUUGCUGGCGCCCAGGAAAAAGCAAAGAAGCCAAUUUUUGUGCAAAUGGUGCUAGAUAACUUGUGGUCGGUGUAUGAAGCGAAAGACAAGGAGAAGCUAAAAUUAAUGGCACAGAAGGUGGGCUGUCAGAUGAGUGCCAGAGAUGCUCGGCACCCGGACCAUCGUGUACAAAUCAAAGCCCUUCUUGCCCAGUGGUUGCCUCUAGCCAACUCAGUAUUAGAUAUGGUUUGUAAAGAUGUUCCCUCUCCCGCCAAUUUAAGCGAAGCUCGAGUUACUGGUCUCAUGAGCUCACAACUUGGAACAUUCGACAUCUUGCCAGAAGAGAGCAAAGCUCUUAAGGAGUCAUUUAUGGGAUGCAGUGCCUCAGAUAAUGCACCAGUUAUAGUAUUCAUCUCCAAAAUGUUACCAGUUGAAAAGCGUGAUCUGCCUGAAAAUAAGCCAAAACCAAUGACUUCAGAGGAAAUCGCAAGACGGCAGCAAUUAGCAAGAGAAAUACGUGCUCAAAUGUUGGAAAAGGCCAAAGCAGGGGUAGGCGCAAUCAAAAUGAAUGAUGAAAAAGAGGAAACAAAAGCUGAUGUGGUUGAAACUAAUGAGGAAGAGGAACUACCAGAGAUAAAUAUGUCAUUUGUUGCGUUUGCAAGAGUCUUCAGUGGCACCAUCAAACAAGGCCAAACUCUGUAUGUUCUAAAUCCAAAACACGAUCCGCAUGAUGCCCUCAGAAGGCUUUCAGCUGGGGAAGAUGUUGGCCCUCAUGUUCUUCCUGUCACUGUGUCUCAUCUCUAUAUCCUAAUGGGGCGUGAGCUGGAAGCUGUGGAUUUCGUCCCAGCUGGAAACGUACUAGGAAUCGGAGGCCUGGAGGAACAAGUGCUUAAAAGUGCUACUUUGUCAACCACUGUUGCUUGCCCAGCCUUCACAGAGCUGCAGCAAGCUGCAGAACCAAUUCUGCGCGUGGCAUUGGAGCCAAAACUGCCCAAGCAAAUGCCGCGUCUUGUCAGAGGGCUCAAAUUGCUAAACCAGGCUGAUGCAUGUGUUCAGGUGCUUGUGCAAGAGACUGGAGAGCACGUUAUUAUAACAGUGGGAGAAGUGCACUUACAGAGAUGCAUUGAAGACCUCAAACUGAGGUAUGCAAACAUUGAACUGAAUGUGUCAGAUCCAAUAGUCCAGUUCAGAGAAACCAUCAUUGAGCCGCCAAAAACAGACAUGGUAAAUGAAGCCAUCACUGACGCCUCAAUGGUUAAAGAUAUUGAGGUUUGGACCGCCAACAAAGGAGCAUUCCUAAAACUUCAGGCUGUCCCUCUGCCUACCGAAAUUACCAGUCUUCUGGAAAAUAGUAGACAACAGUUGCGACUGGACCCGUUUAAAAUAAAGGAAAAAUUAAGGGCUGCAUUCGCUGAUGCCAACUGGCCAAUUGACACUGUCGAUCGGAUAUGGAGCUUUGGGCCCCGCAGAUGUGGCCCCAACAUUCUGCUCAACCGAAUUGAGGGUCACAAAGGCAGCGUUUGGACAGAAGAAGGAGCCUAUGGCAGUACCUUCAUCAAUGGUUUCCAGCUGGCCACCUUUGCUGGACCCUUGUGUGAAGAGCCCCUCAUGGGUGUUUGUUUCAUUGUCCAGGAUUUCAAAGAAGAGGGUCAAGUUAUAACUGGACAGCUCAUGUCUGCAGUAAAAGAGGCCUGUCGAAAAGCAUUCCAGUCGCAGCCUCAGCGCCUCAUGCUGGCUAUGUACACUUGCAACAUUCUGGCUAACGCAGACAUCCUCGGUAAAAUGUACGCUGUCCUGGGGCGUCGUCACGGCCGCGUGCUACACGGAGACCAGCAGGAGGGCUGCACCACGUUCAGCGUAAAUGCCGUCCUCCCCGUCGUCGAAAGCUUCGGAUUUGCUGGAGAAAUCCGCAAACAAACCUCAGGGCUGGCCAGCCCACAGCUCGUGUUUAGCCACUGGGAGGUUCUGGACGUUGAUCCCUUCUGGGCUCCUAGCACUGAAGAGGAGUAUCUGCAUUUUGGUGAAAAAGCCGAUUCCGAAAACCGAGCCAGGAUGUACAUGGACAACGUUCGGCGAAGGAAGGGACUGACUGUUGAGCAGAAACUUGUUGAGUUCGCCGAAAAGCAGAGAACCCUCUCCAAAAAUAAGUGAAUCCACGUGCGACGUUUUUUAUCCAAGGGACUUCCUUUUUAUGUAAUUUAUUCUUUAAAUAAAUAAAAGUAAAAC
Molecule: messenger RNA, 3098 nt
Organism: Cloeon dipterum
Lineage: Eukaryota; Metazoa; Arthropoda; Insecta; Ephemeroptera; Baetidae
Product: elongation factor-like GTPase 1
Exons: 14
Coding region: 114-3023 (969 amino acids)
Biological process (GO): cytosolic ribosome assembly
Cellular component (GO): cytosol; ribonucleoprotein complex
Molecular function (GO): GTP binding; GTPase activity; ribosome binding
Source: RefSeq, a predicted model, not a curated record